Hylaeus anthracinus is the source of this 3016-nucleotide messenger RNA. It is a transcript of the gene BtbVII, whose product is annotated as longitudinals lacking protein, isoforms H/M/V. Gene Ontology annotation, cellular component: nucleus. Gene Ontology annotation, biological process: regulation of transcription by RNA polymerase II. The coding region runs from base 395 to 1921 and encodes 508 amino acids. Lineage: Eukaryota; Metazoa; Arthropoda; Insecta; Hymenoptera; Colletidae. Gene Ontology annotation, molecular function: protein binding; DNA binding. The transcript is spliced from 5 exons. The record is from RefSeq and is a predicted model, not a curated record.
GAUCAAGUUAGAUUUUCUAAGGACGCACGUUGAUAAGAUCUUGUAUUUGUCGAUUGUCCGAGAAUUUGUCCGUGAUACGUCAAAACAUACGUCGCCACGAUUUUCGGUGGAUGUUCGCCGCCCGCCAUUCUAGCCUCGUAAUAUUUCGCCUAUGACGUCAUUUGUGAAUUACACAAGCGUCACCGCUCAGUCUAUUGUGGAAAAUUUCGUCGGAUCCAUGGCAGCCCCGAGCGAGCUCUGUUUUUCCUAAUAAAAAAAAACUGUAUCGACGGAUUUGAGAGCGUAGUGUUGUCAACACUGACGGAUCAUCAUUGACAGUGUUUUAUCCCCAAGAGGACCUCAUCUGUACAAAGUAUAGUUCCAGUUUUCUGUAGCAACUUGGCAACUCGUUAAAAUGUCGAUGCAGCAAUUUUGCUUGCGGUGGAACAAUCAUCAACCGAAUUUCAUUUCGGUGUUCUCAAAUUUGUUAAACAAUGAGACUCUAGUAGAUGUAACAUUGGCUGCCGAAGGUAGGCACCUUCAGGCGCAUAAAGUUGUACUCUCUGCAUGCAGUACAUACUUUCAAUCACUGUUCACCGUGAAUCCAUGUCAACAUCCGAUUGUCAUACUAAAGGAUGUUAAAUUCUCUGAUCUGAAGAUCAUGGUUGACUUUAUGUACUAUGGCGAAGUAAACAUAUCACAGGACCAGUUGCCAUCAAUUAUAAAGACUGCAGAGAGUUUAAAGAUAAAAGGACUCGCGGAAAUGCAUACCGCAUCCCUGACCAAGUGGCCGAGCAGUAGUAGCGAACCUGGAGGAGGGGACCGCGGUGAAUCUUGUUCACCCAGUCCGUCCCCGUUGUCGCCGUCGUUUCGUAGAAAAAGAUUAAGGAAAUCGUCUACAGGUUCGACAUCCGGAUCUGGUGAUAAACCAGAAGAAAUCAAUGAAAUCACCUUAGUUGCUACCAAUAUUGUAAAACCAGAACCAUUAAUAGUGUCGCAAGAAACUGGCGAAAAUCUUAGGAGGCCCGUGAAUACCAAUACAGAAUCUCAGGGGAGCAUAGACGAAGAUCAAAUAUCAAUUAUGAGCAACAUGGAAAACAGUUCGGCUACAACACCAGCGCAGAGCGACGGUUCGAUACAAGACGUGAGUCAACAAUCAGGUGGCAAUGUGGUGCAGAGUUCAGUUUCUUCGCAACCACCUGCGCAUCAAGGAUUGCAAUGGACUAUUAUGGAGCACACAUAUCCACGUUUCGCUCUGUCCUCGUGUCAAACGAAUCUGUCGAUCCAAGCGUCAUCAGCUUUUACCACGCCCGAAAUAACAGCUUCCUCGACCAUCAGCGAUCAGUACUCUGGUACCAGCACAACUGGUUCCAGUUGCGCCCUGACGAAUUACCCGAACUCCUCCCACGGAACAUUGCAGCACGCAUCAUCGAGCGGACCAUCGCCGUCGACGCAGUGUCCCAGUAACUGCCAGAGUCCUUGCGCCAGUCCGCAAACCGCGAUUAAAAGGAAACGUUCGACGAAUCCUCAGGCAGACGAAAACUUUAUCAGAGCGCUGGACGCCGUACGUUACGGCGGCAUCGGGUUCUGUAAAGCGGCCAGAAUGUUCGGUGUGAACAAUCGAACGCUCUGGCUAGAAUACAAGAAGCGAGGCUAUCCGAACAACCGUCCCAGCCUGAAGUCGAGGGUCAAGCAAGAAGUGAAUUCCUCGCCGCCGCCUGCGCCGUCUGCUCAGCCCGUUAACUCACAAAGUCCCACCCCGAUGGGACCACCCACCACUCCGCACAGUGCACACAAUACCCACAGCACGCACACCAUGUUGACCACCCACAGCCCGCACACGAUGCUGAGUAAUUACAUAGACAGCAGGCACACGGACUACGCGUUGCCCAGCACCACGAUGCCCAUCAAUUUGCAUGGCGUUAAUUACAACGCGAUGUGAACCGGCCACGACGCGCCGACCGUCGUUACUUGUAUAGACGAGCUUGAGAAGUAUUAGAUUCUACGGAGAUAGAAAAUUCGUCGGCGAUAGUCUAUGAUAACGAGAAGAACAAAGUGGAGGGAGGGAUCGUAAAGUGUGAAACGCAGCGAAACACAGUUUUUUAGAUAUCUUUUUGCCUAGUUCGUACAUACCGAUAAGCAGACCCUGGCACAGCCGAGAUCGGGAUCCAAAUUUACACGAGAAAGAUAAUUAAGGAAUUUGUAUGCUCUUAUAGUCAUGACGCGAUCGAACAAUAUUAAGUAAUAUUUUUUACACGAAGAGCAAUAAUCGCCACGUUUCGUCCUCGCUGUUUGUAACUCGUAGCCAAGGGUUACCUAGAAGUUUCCGCCUUGAGGAGGCAUGUACGCUUAGUAGAACCAAAGACAGGCCGAUGUUCCUAAUUUGUUUAUGGCUAAACAAUUAAAUUUAAGUAACAUGCAACGCCGCCUAUUUUUUUAGCGCGUUAUUCAGGUGUCUACUAUUAAAAAAAAAAUGCACCAGGUGUUGAGAUUUUAUUUGAAUUAGAGAUUAUUCAAACGUUUCAUAAAUCAUACCGGUGCAUUCGACAGAUUUACGACGAAACGGAGUAUUAUUGCUCUUUGUAGCAAAAAAUGUUACUUGUUACUCAACAUUUUCUUUUAAGAUACAUUGAAGGUUUCAAAAUGGCGCGAGGGCCUUCAAGAGGCUCUGCCUAUAUGAAGCUGGGGAUAACGUAGAUCUCGAUUAAAGAGAUAAUCAUCAGUACAUACUACAGAGAUUUUUUUAUAAUAGAGUACACGCGCGUAACCGAAGAUGUCGCGUACCAAUGCUUAGAACUCGUCGGCAAGACGUUCUUAACGACGAUCGGUAAAUUCAAUUUUUUACAAUUUUUUUACGCGAAAGAAAAUUAGUUCAUACUCUUUUAUUUUUUUAUUUUAUCAAAGGUGGAAAUUGUACAUUGACAGAUGGUUUUAUCUUUAUCCACAAUUUAGAUACUUAUUUACGAAUAAUUAGCUAACAAGGAAUCAAAACGAGUCAAAUAAAUAAGUCAAUGAGUUCUAAUUGCACAUCGACGUA